Penicillium digitatum Pd1 is the source of this 1854-nucleotide messenger RNA. RefSeq names its product alpha-keto acid decarboxylase family protein. Gene Ontology annotation, cellular component: nucleus; cytosol. NCBI's taxonomy places the organism in Eukaryota, Fungi, Ascomycota, Eurotiomycetes, Eurotiales, Aspergillaceae. Gene Ontology annotation, molecular function: thiamine pyrophosphate binding; magnesium ion binding; pyruvate decarboxylase activity. The record is from RefSeq and is a predicted model, not a curated record.
AUGAAGAUGACCGACGAAGUUACUCUCGCGGAAUAUCUUUUCCUCAGACUGCAUCAGCUCGGAGUGCGUAGCGUUCACGGUGUUCCUGGUGACUACAACCUAGUUGCUCUAGAUUAUGUUGAACCUUCAGGACUACACUGGGUGGGUAAUGCCAACGAACUCAAUGCUGGAUACGCAGCCGAUGGCUACGCCAGGAUCAAGGGCAUCUCGGCAUUGAUGACUGCAUUUGGAGUUGGAGAAUUGUCUGCCCUGAAUGCGAUUGGUGGAGCAUAUGCAGAGAAGGCCCCGGUGGUCCAUAUUGUCGGUGUCCCAUCCACGUCGUCCCAGGAUCAGGGUCUUGUUCUACACCAUUCAUUUGGAGAUGGAAAUUUCCGCCUGAAUGCAGAGAUCUACGCCAAGUUCACUUGUGCGCAGGCCAAUCUGAGAACUGUCGAGACUGCCCCUGCCUUGAUUGAUGAGACUCUGCGUCAAUGCCUGCUCCAAAGCAGACCUGUCUAUAUUGAACUGCCCACCGACUUGGUCAAGGCUCGCAUUCCCGCUAGCAAGCUCAAACGAUCCAUUGAUCUAUCGGUUGCUCCAAAUGACCCAGGGAUUGAGAAUGCUGCCCUUGAAGAUAUCCUCACGCGAUUAUAUGCGGCCAAACAGCCCUUCAUUGUUGUCGACGGCUUUGCCCCACGGUAUGGAAUAAGUUCCGAGGCAGAUGAGCUCGUGCGUGUCACUGGAAUUCCAUCCUCAACAACACCAUUUGGAAAAGGAAUAAUCAACGAGACAUACCCAAACUUCCAUGGGGUUUUCGCAGGAGCUGCAGGCAAGGAGGCAUAUGUGUCCUGGGUGAACUCCUGCGACCUCGUUAUCCGCAUUGCACCAUUAAAUGCAGACACCAAUACCUACAGCUUCACUACGUUGACCCCCCGGAACGUGACCAUUGAGGUGCACCAGAAUGGGGUGGAGGUUUGUGGAGCUCUCUAUCGUGAUCUGAACACCAAACCCCUCUUGCGGAAACUGCUUGAUCGUCUGGAUACAUCAAGGCUGCCCCGACUGAGCCCGUACCCGAACCUUGGAGAUCCCCAAACGGAGCUUGGUGAGCUUGCAAAGCCGGCUCGCGAUGCAAUCAUUGACCAAGAGACCUUCUGGCAGCGCAUUUCACACUUCUUCCGCUCUGGCGACAUUGUCAUGACCGAAACCGGCACUUCAUCUUCCGGCGGAAAGGACUUUGUCUUGCCUCCAAAAACAACGGUGAUCAACUCCGCCCUCUGGCUUUCGAUCGGGUACAUGCUUGCUGCCAGCAGCGGUGCAUCUCUCGCUCAACGUGAGAUGAUCUCGGAAAAGAGCCGUCUAAACGGUCGAACUAUUCUAUUCGAAGGCGACGGCAGUCUCCAGAUGAGUGUGCAAGCGAUUGGAGAUAUCAUUCGCAACCGUCUGGAUAUAACAAUUUUUGUGAUCAACAACAAUGGCUACACCAUCGAACGCUAUAUCAACGGCAUGCACGCGGGAUACAACUGGGUCCAGCCCUGGCGGUAUCUGGAGUCAGCGCGGUACUUUGGGGCUCCCGAGAACGAUCCCGAGUACCCGGUGUUCAAUAAGCGAGUCGAAAACUGGGGCGAAUUGUUGGAUGUUAUGCAGAAUAAGCAGCUGAAAGCUGGCAAGGGCUUUAAUAUGGUGGAAGUUGUCAUGAAUGAAGAAGACGCGCCGUAUUCAUUGAAGAGCCUUGUGCGAAUGGCGGCAAAGAGAAAUGAAGGUCGUGCUCCACCGACCCAUCAAGAGUCAAAGAGAGCCAGGGACGACAACGUGGUGGAUUCUGCUGCCCCUGCAACACGGAAAGUUGAGGCGAAAAAGAAAAGGAGAAGAAUCUAG